Messenger RNA from Mercenaria mercenaria, 997 nucleotides. RefSeq lists its product as uncharacterized. The transcript is spliced from 4 exons. The record is from RefSeq and is a predicted model, not a curated record. NCBI's taxonomy places the organism in Eukaryota, Metazoa, Mollusca, Bivalvia, Venerida, Veneridae. The coding region runs from base 91 to 537 and encodes 148 amino acids.
AUACCCAAGUUCCAGUUUUCAACUCAUUAGUUCAGUUACAGUUAACGGUGACAGUCUUUACAACUAUUGUAGUCAAAAUUUCAGUUUAGCAUGGAUGAGUUAGAGAAAACAUUUUGCCAUACCUGGUUGUACGACAGAGAUGAAAACUUACGAAAAUCUAUGGAAGACAGCAAAAUGCCGAAAGAAGAUAUCGAAUUCAUUAUGACCACCAAACCCACGAUGAAAAUUGUGCGCCAAGGGAACAAAAUCUUCCAUUCAACGGAACUGGUGAAAGGCGCAGUUCACGAUGUCACAUACGAGCUUGGCAAAGAGUUCGAGGCAAAAGAUACCAAGUCCGACCCACCCCUAUAUCACAACAAGGUUCUUUGUACCUUUGAAAACGGAAACCUGACCUACGAAAGCCGAUCUCAAUUAACAGGUCCAAGAAAGAUCGAUAUGCUAACAGUCAUGUAUAUAAAAGACGGUGAACUUAUAUCGGAAACAAGCCCGCUAGGUGACCGUAGUAUUGUUGGGAAGAGGAUCUACAAAAAGGCGUAAACAGCCAUGUACGUCGAAAACGGCAGCAAGCAUUUUAGAAAAUACCAGCAUAAUUCAUUUAACAUCUAAUUUAAACAGACCUAGAAAUGUGUGGAGAUAUAAGUUAACCCUGCAAACUUUCUAGCCAUCAUUGGACCGGUAUCAUUUGUUUAUCGGAUCCAUGUCGUGUUGUACAUCAGUUUCAAGUAGUUUCAAUAUCGGCGACAUCUGGCCCCAAUAUCAGACCACUUUUAUAUGUUGAAUAAAACACACACAUUUACAAUUAGGCAGCGUCUUUUAAACAUGCGUUUUUAGUAUUUUAACACACAUUGCAAACAUAUAACAAAAACAAAGUAAUGUGCUCUGUCGAAUGAUUUUUGUUUGUAACAUGUCUAAUUUUUUUAAUGUGUCAUUUUUCUCUCUUUUUAAAUCAAAAGAAGGUUCAAUUUAUACCUCGGGAUGCAAUAAAAUUGAAGAAAUA